CACACACACACAGUGUUAUUAAAGUUGUCAUGGUGUCCCUCAGGUCUCUAUGUGUGGACGCUCUGAUCGAGCUGUCGGAUGAGAACGCCGACUGGAAGCUGAGUUUAACGGAGUUCAUCAACUGCCUCACACCCUCAUACCAUCCAUACGAGAGAAAGGAGCAUCAGGUGGAGGAGGACUUUAGAGGAGGAGCAGAAGGAGAAGAGCUGACGGAGGAGGAGUGGAGCCGGAGGGUGGAGGAACUCAACGCUGUUUAGACUGACUGCAAGAAGAAGAUCGCAGGAAAUGCCGACAGAAGACUUUUCACACCGAGUCAGAUUGUGGUUCUUUUGGGGAGGUGGAGGUAAAUCACUUUGUUCGGUGGAUGCAGUUUGAACGAGAGGAGCAGUAUGGAGGUCGGGUCGGCACCAAAAUAAAUAAAUAAAUAAGUGGUCCGAAACACAAUUUCCUUUUUAUAUAAUUUAAUAUAUCUUUU
Messenger RNA from Notothenia coriiceps (black rockcod), 475 nucleotides. Its product is annotated as follistatin-related protein 1-like. The coding region runs from base 30 to 257 and encodes 75 amino acids. Lineage: Eukaryota; Metazoa; Chordata; Actinopteri; Perciformes; Nototheniidae. The transcript has 2 exons. The record is from RefSeq and is a predicted model, not a curated record.